AUGCGCGCCCCCACGGUGCUCAUCGCCCUGCUAGGGUUUCUACCCCAGGUGCUGACGUCUGGUUCCUUCGAACUUAGGAUAAAAAGUUUUACGAACUCGUUGGGUAGGUUAAGUAGUGGGCAGUGCUGUGAUGGUUCCUCAAAUAGUGACGCGCCGUGUUUGGCGCCGUGCAGGACUAAAUUCAGAGUGUGCCUCAAAAUAUAUCAAGCUAACAUCGACACAACAUCACCGUGUACGUUCGGUGACAUCACUACUCCGGUACUCGGAGGAAACUCAUUGGACGUACCGAAUCUUAACGUGGAAGGAUUCACUAAUCCCAUCGUCUUUCCGUUCGACUUCACGUGGCCGGGUACCUUCUCGCUCAUAGUCGAAGCGUGGCACGAUACGAACGAGACGUCGAGAUCUGAUGAUUCUCUCAUUGCGCGAAUGACAAAGCAGAGCAUAGCUGAUGUUGGGGGGCCUUGGAUAGAAGAAGAACAGCGAUGGGGUGGUGUAGCAGGAGCCCAUUUGAAGCUAUCCUAUCGAGUUACAUGUGCUGCACACUACUACGGACCUGGGUGUGAAGUGCUCUGCAGGCCAAGAGACGACGCAUUCGGACACUAUACCUGUUCCCCUUCUGGAGAAAUCGUAUGCAAGACUGGAUGGACCGGAGACUACUGCUCGAAACCGAGAUGUCUGCCCGGUUGCGAUGCGGAGCACGGUCACUGCCUCAAGCCCGACGAAUGCAUUUGUCAUUCGGGCUGGGUGGGCGAGCUCUGCGACCAAUGCGAGCGACAUCCCGGAUGCGUACACGGUACCUGCUCGAGGCCGUGGGACUGCAUAUGUGAGGAAGGCUGGGGUGGCCUGUUCUGUAACCAAGAUCUUAAUUAUUGCACUAACCAUCGACCCUGUAGAAACGGCGGAACUUGCCACAACACGGGACAGGGAAGUUACACCUGCGUCUGCCCACCUGAGUACACUGGUCCCGACUGUGAGAAAUCGCUUCACUCUUGUUCUGUUCGACCUUGCCAAAACGGUGGCGCUUGCGUACCGGAUGAAGGUGGAGAAUUGUCAUGCGCCUGUCCGUCUGGAUACGAAGGUGCGCGCUGUGAAACGAGAAGACUGACUUGCGCCGACCAACCUUGUCGAAACGGUGGCACUUGUGAACCGCGACCCUCCGGCUACGUGUGCGUAUGUCCUCCGGGAUACGCUGGACCCGAUUGCGCCGUCGAAGCUGACCCAUGCGCUGCAAAUCCUUGCCGAAAUGGAGCGACAUGUGCGCGCGCCGGAGACGGAUUUCGAUGCAGCUGUAAACCCGGUUUUAGAGGAAAUAGAUGCGAAAUAGACAUCGACGACUGCGCGGGCAUCAUUUGUGAACAUGGAGGUACUUGCGUCGACCUGGUGAACGGACAGAGAUGUCAAUGUGCUCCAGGAUUCCUCGGUCCGAGGUGCGAGACUCGCGUGGACUUCUGUCUAGCGAAACCCUGUGCUAACGGCGGCGAAUGUCACGUACUGGAUAACGAUUACGAGUGUCGCUGUCGACCUGGUUUCGCGGGGAAGGAUUGUAGUAUCGACAUCGACGAGUGUGCGUCGUCCCCUUGCCGAAACGGAGGUACCUGUCGGGACCGGGUAGAUGGCUACCACUGCAACUGUCCGCUGGGCUGGGGAGGGAAAUCGUGUACUGUAUCGCUAGCGGACUUUGCGGCCGCGAAACCCGCGGGUGGCCAUCUCCGACGAGUAGGGGACGAGACCCCCGAAGAGGAAAAUUUAUCGGGACGACACGUGGCGUUGAUCGCCGCGCUAUCAGCAGCUGUCCCUGCGGCGGCACUGGCUGCGGCUAUCGCCGUCGCUUGUAUCAGGAGGAGGAGGAAACGCGCUCAGAACGCCGCCGACGCCGAAGCGAGGGCUCAGAACGCAGCGAACGCGGGCGGAGGCGGGCGCGUUAUCCGCAACACGUGGGGCAAGUGCGAGGGGCCCGUGCCCGAGUGCCAGAACGCGCACAACGCGGCGGCGGAGGAGUGCAAGCGGAAGACGCUGAACACGGAGAGCGCCGCGAGACUGCUGGCGGCGCUCGACCCCAGGCUGUCGCGGCUCUCCGCGGACUCGGCGUAUUGCGCUAAUAGCGAUACGUCGCUAGUGAAACGAGCGCUAGAAGGCGGAGGGGUGUACGUGCUAGACGACCACUGCCUGCCGCCCACGUUCGCGACGCAAGUGUAG
Molecule: messenger RNA, 2196 nt
Organism: Melitaea cinxia (Glanville fritillary)
Lineage: Eukaryota; Metazoa; Arthropoda; Insecta; Lepidoptera; Nymphalidae
Gene: Delta
Product: neurogenic locus protein delta
Exons: 7
Coding region: 1-2196 (731 amino acids)
Biological process (GO): establishment or maintenance of epithelial cell apical/basal polarity; cell communication; Notch signaling pathway
Cellular component (GO): protein-containing complex; plasma membrane
Molecular function (GO): calcium ion binding
Source: RefSeq, a predicted model, not a curated record